GCACGCGCACCAUCGAAAGUGCCCCCUCCCCGGAUAUGGAGCGCGCAUCUCUUAUAAACACAGGUGGCGCCUGUCCACUGGACAUUGCAUCUUCUAAACUUGCGACCAACCAAGUGCCAGAAUGUGUAACAAAACGGUGCUGAGGUCCCUGGUGCUGGCGGCGGUGGCGGCGUGCGCGCUGGCGCGGCCCGAGCCGCCGUCGUCGUACGGCCCGCCGGCGCCGCAGUACGGCCCCCCGGCCCCGCAGUACGGGCCCCCGCAGGUCCCCGUGGUGCACAAGCAUGUCUACGUGCAUGUACCGCCCCCCGACAACGAGCUGCCGCGCCCGCCCAAGCAGGUGUACGUGCCGCCGCCGCAGAAGCACUACAAGAUCGUGUUCAUCAAGGCGCCCACGCCGCCCACGCCCACGGCGCCCGUCAUCCCCGUGCAGCCGCAGGACGAGCAGAAGACGCUCAUCUACGUGCUGGUGAAGAAGCCGGAGGAGCAGCCCGACCUGGUCAUCCCCACGCCCGCGCCCACGCAGCCCGCCAAGCCAGAGGUCUACUUCAUCAGAUACAAGACGCAGAAGCAAGAGGGCGGGUACCCGGCGUCCGGGCAGCCCUCGCAGGACUACGGCGCGCCCGCCUCCGCGCCCUCCUCGGAGUACGGAGCACCCUCCGGCGGCUCCUACUGAGCACCCCGCCCCGCGCCCCGCACCCGCCCCGCUGACACCAUGCCAAAUAACAAACAGUUACCACGACCAUCUAGUUCUAGACCCUAGUUAUAAUGAAGUGCUGCUGAAAAAGAAAAUUGUGACGAGGCGUGCGCGGGCGCAGGGAUCUUCUGAGCCAAACUAUCGAUUGUUUAAAUAAGUUGCAUCAAAUUGAUGUUUAAUGUUUGUAAAUAUUAUUAUUUUUUAUAUUAUAAAUGUUUAUAAGUAAAUUA
Molecule: messenger RNA, 924 nt
Organism: Plutella xylostella (diamondback moth)
Lineage: Eukaryota; Metazoa; Arthropoda; Insecta; Lepidoptera; Plutellidae
Gene: TwdlE
Product: TweedleE
Biological process (GO): chitin-based cuticle development
Cellular component (GO): chitin-based extracellular matrix
Molecular function (GO): structural constituent of chitin-based larval cuticle
Source: RefSeq, a predicted model, not a curated record